AUGGCCACGCAGCACCUAUGGCGAGCCCAGCUGCGCUCAUACCCAGCCAACGGGCACACCGCGUUUCUCCCCCAGAUCCGUAAGGUCGUGCUCGAGUUCUGCCAGCACUAUCCAUCCUCAACCAACACCCGCACCUUCAUUUCAAACCACCUCGAACGCGUCGCACGCCAAAACCCUCACUAUCGACCCAUAGCACGCGGCUUUUAUGCGAACGGCCGUGACAAGGUCAUUCCACUUAACAAGCUGGAAGUGACCGGCAUCGAGAGAAAAGUCGAGCUGCUGAUGGACUCUUCCGGUGCAAAAAUCAGACCGCUAAAAGGAGCACGGACGGUGGAGAGUACCACCGAGUCUGCCAGGGGAGUGUGGAGUGGACUGCAUGUCGACACGCCAUUCACCAUAUAGUCGGACCUGUACGUAUCUAUAUAUCGCUGGCAUUCUUUCUAUACACUACACCCGUUCGGAACGACUUCGCUAAUGGACUCGACCCACCGGCCGAGCAGCCCGGAAGAGCGAAUUAAAAAUAAUGUGAAACCUGUGCCUCGUUGCACUAGUGUGUCUUGUCUUGUCACGAAACACGCCUUCGCCACCUUGCAAAUGCCCCGCCCAGCUUUUUGAGUAUCUUCAUCUUCCGUCCCUGGCUUCCAGCCCUCU
Molecule: messenger RNA, 651 nt
Organism: Pisolithus orientalis
Lineage: Eukaryota; Fungi; Basidiomycota; Agaricomycetes; Boletales; Pisolithaceae
Exons: 3
Coding region: 1-402 (133 amino acids)
Biological process (GO): mitochondrial translation
Cellular component (GO): mitochondrial large ribosomal subunit
Molecular function (GO): structural constituent of ribosome
Source: RefSeq, a predicted model, not a curated record